AGUGCCAGGGCAGCAGGGCCUGCAGACCUCAGCCCUCCGCUGUCGCGCUGGCGGCUCGAACCCCGCAGCCCCCUCGCGGCCUGGCUCUCGGCGACAUGGUGGGGACCCACCGCCUCCUGCUGGAAAACGCGCGGCAAGUGGUGCUAGUGUGCACGCGCGGCGAGCGCUUCCUGACGCGGGCGGCGCUGAGCAGCCUGGCGGUGCUGGAGGACGCCAGCCUCGUGGUGGGCACGGAUGGGUUUAUAAAAGCCAUUGGACCUGCUGAUGCUAUUCAAAGACAGUUUUCUGAAGAAACUUUUGAAGAAAGAAUUGACUGUUCUGGGAAAUGUAUUUUACCAGGUUUGGUGGAUGCACACACACACCCAGUUUGGGCUGGUGAGAGAGUUCAUGAGUUUGCAAUGAAGUUGGCAGGAGCUUCUUACAUGGAUAUUCACCAGGCUGGAGGAGGGAUCAACUUCACCGUGGAAUGCACUCGCCAAGCCUCUGAAGACGAGCUGUUCGACUCUUUCCGGCAGCGUCUUCUGUGCAUGAUGAGGGCUGGGACCACCCUGGUGGAGUGCAAGAGUGGAUACGGCCUCAACCUCCAGACAGAGCUCAAGAUGAUGCGUGUGAUUGCACGUGCCCAGCAGGAGCUGGAUAUCAGCAUUUCGGCCACUUACUGCGGGGCUCACUCAGUGCCCAAAGGAAAAACUGCUGAUGAAGCUACUGAUGACAUUGUCAAAAACCACCUCCCGAAGCUGAGGGAACUUAACAGAAGUGGGGAGAUCCACAUUGACAAUAUAGAUGUAUUCUGUGAGAAGGGCGUCUUUGACCUCGAUACCACCAGAAGGAUUCUUCAAAGUGGAAAAGACAUGGGGCUGCAGAUUAACUUUCAUGGGGAUGAACUCCACCCCAUGAAGGCUGCUGAGCUCGGGGCUGAACUGGGUGCCCAGGCAAUCAGUCACUUGGAAGAAGUGAGUGAUGAAGGCAUCAGUGCCAUGGCAACAGCCAGGUGUGCCGCUGUCCUUCUGCCCACCACAGCCUACAUGCUGAGACUGAAGCAGCCUCGAGCCAGGAAGAUGUUAGAUGAAGGAGUAAUAGUUGCUCUAGGAAGUGAUUUCAACCCUAAUGCAUAUUGCUUUUCAAUGCCAAUGGUAAUGCACUUGGCCUGUGUCAACAUGAAGAUGUCCAUGCCUGAGGCCUUGGCCGCUGCCACUAUCAAUGCAGCUUAUGCCCUGGGAAAAUCUCACACACAUGGAUCUCUAGAAGUUGGUAAACAGGGAGAUUUCAUUAUCAUCAAUUCCUCCAGAUGGGAGCAUUUGAUUUACCAAUUUGGAGGCCAUCAUGAACUAAUUGAAUAUGUUAUAGCUAAAGGGAAAGUCAUCUAUAAAAAAUGCUAACUAUGAAAAGAGAAGACUGUAUAAAAUAAAUCAUUACAGUUACAUUAAAAGUUAAAACACAUAGUGCUUUACCAGAAUUAUGUCACACUUAAAUAUUUUUUACUUUUUGUUAAUCAGCUAAAAAAACCAAGGGGUUAAUUCAUUAUAACUAAGCAUAUGCACCUGAACAUUUAAACAGGCACACUUACUAUGAUGAUAAUUUCAGAACAUCAUUUAACUCCACAAAGAUUUGUUACAACUAUUGUGCAGAUUAAUAU
Messenger RNA from Orycteropus afer afer, 1636 nucleotides. It is a transcript of the gene AMDHD1, whose product is annotated as amidohydrolase domain containing 1. The record is from RefSeq and is a predicted model, not a curated record. NCBI's taxonomy places the organism in Eukaryota, Metazoa, Chordata, Mammalia, Tubulidentata, Orycteropodidae. Gene Ontology annotation, cellular component: cytoplasm. Gene Ontology annotation, molecular function: imidazolonepropionase activity.